This is a messenger RNA of Pyricularia pennisetigena, 2373 nucleotides long. RefSeq lists its product as uncharacterized. The record is from RefSeq and is a predicted model, not a curated record. Gene Ontology annotation, molecular function: actin lateral binding; calcium ion binding. Gene Ontology annotation, cellular component: actomyosin contractile ring; cell junction; cortical actin cytoskeleton. The coding region runs from base 1 to 2373 and encodes 790 amino acids. Gene Ontology annotation, biological process: actin filament bundle assembly; actin cytoskeleton organization. Lineage: Eukaryota; Fungi; Ascomycota; Sordariomycetes; Magnaporthales; Pyriculariaceae. The transcript has 4 exons.
AUGGACCACCAAUACCCCCAUGACGCAGGGAGCGUGCCCAGCAACCAAGAAGAUUGGCCGUUGUUUACCAACGAGAAUUCGAAUUCGCACCACCCCGGCGGCCACACCGACAACAGCCUCAACCGGCCGCCUUCGCUAUCUAUUUCUUCAACAACCUCAUCGUACGACUUUUCCGACAAAGAUUCCGUGUUUGAUUCCCAGCGUGCUUCUUUCAUAAGCACCACCAGCAGCAUUGAUUCGUGCUCGAUUGCCUGUGGAUCACCACUUCCCAGGUCGAGAAGCAACGCCAAGCAACUCGCCCUCGCGAGACUCCAACGCUCCGGAAGCAACCCCACGGGCUUGAGCUCCAAGAAAGCCGAUUCUCCUUCCCGUAAAAGAUUCUACUCGUCCGGCUCCGCACAGGAGGCUCUUGCAGCGACCGAGCCCGCCGGUGGCGGCCUGACAAAGAUGGAGGAAGAUUGGGUAUCAACACAGCAAAAGACAUUUCAGAAAUGGGCCAACAGCAAACUUGCUGAGAGAUCACUAGAGACAAAAGACUUGGUUGAAGAUUUGAAGGAUGGCGUCCUUUUGAUUCAUCUUCUGGAGUGCUUGGCUUCAGAGUCACUUGGGAGGUUCGCUUCCAAACCAAAACUGCCUGUCCAGCGGUACGAAAACGCCAAUACUGCCCUGGGCUUCAUUCAGUCCAGGGGCAUCCGCCUGACCAAUUGUGGUGCUGAGGAUAUUGUCAAGGGUAACCGGAAGAUUGUCCUGGGUCUUAUCUGGACGCUCAUUUUAAGGUUUACCAUUUCCGACAUCAAUGAGGAGGGCCUUACAGCGAAAGAGGGAUUGCUCUUGUGGUGCCAACGGAAAACGGCCUGUUAUGAGGAAUGCGAUGUGCGGGACUUCAGUGCAAGCUGGAACGAUGGCCUCGCUUUCUGCGCCCUCCUCGACAUCCAUCGCCCGGACCUGAUCGAUUAUGAUGCCCUGGACAAGACAGACCACAAAGGCAACAUGCAAAUGGCUUUUGACAUUGCUCACAAAGAAAUCGGCAUUCCCAAGCUCUUGGAUGUCGAAGAUGUUUGCGACGUCGCCAAGCCUGACGAGCGCAGUUUGAUGACGUACAUUGCAUACUGGUUCCACGCCUUUUCGCAGAUGGAGAAGGUCGAGAAUGCAGGCCGCCGAGUCGAAAAGUUCGUCAACAACAUGCAGGGCGCAUGGGAGAUGCAGAGUGCAUACGAAAGGCGCAUGGCUGCAUUGCUUCAGGCCAUCCGUGCCCAAGUCGAGGGCUGGCAGCAGGCAAAGUUUGAGGGGUCCUACACGGAUGCUAAGGCGCAAGCUACCGAUUUCGCCUCGUACAAGCGAGGCAAGAAGCGGGAAUGGGUUGCAGAGAAGAGCGAGCUGGCGACAUUGCUCGGAAACAUCAAGACAAAACUAGGCACUUAUAGGUUAAGGCCGUACGAGCCCCCAGCGGAACUGCGACUUGAUGUUCUGGACGGCGAGUGGGCAAACCUAGCAGCCGCCGAGAUGAAGCGCGGCCAGUUGAUCAAUGAGACCAUCAGAGAUAUCAAGAACGCGCUGCGCAAGUCCUUUGCAGACAAGGCUAAUGAUUUUGCAUUGGCACUCAACACCAUCCAGCUGGCCAUUUCCGGGCUGGAGGGUGAUGUUGAAGACCAACUGCAUCACGUUCGCAAGUUGAGCGAAAACCUACCACCUCUUGAUGAGUACCUCAAAACUAUUGGGGCCGUGGACGCCAAGUGUCAGGAGGCAAACAUUGAGGAAAACGACUUUACAACUUAUACCUAUGACGAGCUCUGCUACGAGCUAGGACUUGUAAAGUCCUCUGUCGCAAAGAAGCUUGCAUUCCUCGACAACCAAAUGGUGGCACGGAACAUGACAAAUCUGACGCCUAUUCAGCUCGAGGAGUUUGAGUCCGUGUUCCGCCAUUUCGACCGUGACGAUUCCAACAGCUUGGCGGAACUCGAGUUCGGCGCCGCACUGGCCUCGCUUGGUGUCGUCUUCUCAGAGGGAGAGAUGCACGGAUACUUUGUCGAAACAGCUAAGGGCCGCGACCGCAUCACCUUUGAGCAAUUCAUUCGCUUCAUGGUUGACGUGACGGAAGACCAGAACACUGCCGAACAGGUCUACCAAUCGUUCCGCGAGGUGGCCGAUGGCAAGCCAUAUGUCACGGAAAUGGACCUUCGCCACAGUUUGGUGCCCGAUGAGGUCAUUGAUAAGCUCAUCGAAAUCAUCCCAGCGCACAACGGCCCCGAUACUGCCCAAGAUCGCGGAAUGCCGCAGUACGACUACAUUGCCUUUAUGGACAAGUUCAUCGGCAGUGACGCUGCUGCCAAUGGUAGCAAAAGCCCCACAAAGGCCACGGUAAAUGGGCAUUAG